UCGCCGUUUGUUUAUUCUUCUCAACGAAGGAAAAGAAAAGAAAACUCUUUUCCAAGUCAUGGCGGAUCGCUCCGGAUCACAGUCCUCCGUCGUCAUUACCAUGAAGGUGACCACUACUCCGGCGGCACAUUUAGCUUUCACCAACUUGGCUUACUGCUCACUCUCUGAUCUCUGUCAAUUCGCCGUUCCCGGCACCGAUCUCUUCCUCGCCAACGUCGCUGACAAUAUCCAUGAUGGAACCAUUGCUCUAAAUGCUGUUCAACGAAGACAUGCUAGAGUUUCUGCUGAUGACAUGGUAACCAUCAGCAGAUUCAUUCCUCCUGAAAAUUUUGACCUGACUUUGCUGGCACUUGAGUUAGAAUUUGUAAAGAAGGGCACUAAAAACGAACAGGUUGAUGCUGUGCUCCUUUCAACCCAACUCAAGAGGAAAUUCAUUAAUCAGGUCUUGACAGUAGGCCAGAGAGUUACAUUUGAGUAUCAUGGAACUAACUACAUUUUUACGGUCAAUCGAGCGGUUACAGAGGGGCAAGACCAGUUUAAUGGUAUAGAAAGAGGGAUAAUCUCCAACGAUACAUAUUUUGUGUUUGAAGCAUCAAAUGCAACUGGGAUAAAGAUUAUCAACCAACGAGAGGCUGCUACUAGCAAAAUAUUUAAAGAAAAGGAGUUUAACCUUCAGUCCCUGGGUAUUGGUGGCUUAAAUGCAGAGUUUGUUGAUAUAUUCCGAAGAGCAUUUGCUUCUCGUAUAUUUCCUCCUCAUGUCAGGAACAGAUUGGGGGCAAAGCACGUUAAAGGGAUGCUUCUUUUCGGACCUCCUGGUACUGGCAAGACCUUGAUGGCACGUCAAAUUGGAAAAAUGCUCAAUGGAAAGGAGCCAAAGAUCGUGAAUGGUCCUGAGGUGCUAAGUAAGUUUGUCGGUGAGACAGAAAAGAAUGUAAGAGACCUGUUUGCUGAUGCUGAGAACGACCAGAAAAACCUUGGUGAUGACAGUGAGCUGCAUGUCAUUAUUUUCGAUGAAAUCGAUGCUAUUUGUAAGUCAAGAGGAUCAAGCAGGGAUGGCACAGGUGUCCAUGACAGUAUUGUAAACCAGCUCCUGACAAAGAUUGAUGGUGUGGAGGCCUUGAACAAUGUUUUACUUAUUGGAAUGACAAACAGGAAGGAUAUGCUUGAUGAAGCUCUUCUAAGGCCUGGAAGGUUAGAGGUUCAUAUUGAGAUUGGGCUUCCCGAUGAUGCUGGACGUUUAGAAAUUCUUCAGAUUCAUACGAAAAUGAUGAAGGAAAAUUCAUUCCUUUCUCCUGAUGUCAAUCUCCAAGAGCUUGCUGCUCAGACGAAGAACUACAGUGGUGCUGAGCUUGAAGGUGUUGUGAAAAGUGCUACAUCAUAUGCUUUGAACAGACAUCUGAGCAUGGAGGAUCUUACAAAACCAGUGGAUGAAGAGAAUAUCAAAGUUACAAUGGAGGAUUUUCUUCAAGCAUUACGUGAAGUAAAGCCUGCAUUUGGAGCCUCUUCAAAAGACCUUCAAAACUGCAGACCCAAGGGAUUUGUGGACUGUGGUGAUCGGCAAAAUCUCAUCUAUGAAAGAGUCAUGUUUCUUGUUGACCAAGUUGUCAACGAAAGAAGUCCUCCAGUCACUUGCCUUCUUGAGGGACCUAGUGGAAGUGGGAAAACUGCGUUAGCCGCGACCGUUGGCAUGGACAGUAACUUCCCAUAUGUUAAAAUAGUCUCUGCAGAGACAAUGGCUGGUCUUCAGGAGAGCACAAAGUCUGCUCACAUUGCCAAGGUCUUUGAGGAUGCAUACAAAUCACCAUUGAGCAUUGUUAUCCUUGACAAUAUUGAAAGGUUGUUGGAAUACUCAGAAAUUGGACCACGAUUUUCAAACACGAUUUUUCAAACAUUGUUAAUCUUUCUCAGUCAGCUUCCCCCGGAGGGGAGCAAACUUCUUGUACUUGGUACAACAAGUGAAUUAACGUUCUUAAAUGCCGUUGGUUUGCGUAAAGCUUUCUCUGUGACAUACUCUGUUCCAUUACUAAGGACAGAAGAUGCUAAGAAGGUGCUGAAGCAACUAAACGUGUUCUCAGAGGAUGAUAUCGAAGAAGCUUCCAAAGCCCUUAAUGAUAUUCCAAUCAAGCAGCUGUACUUUCUUAUCGAAAUGGCAGCCCAAAGAGAUGGCAGGUCUAAAGAGACUAUCUAUACAAGGAAGGAGAAACUCAACAUCACUCAUUUCUUUGAUUGCCUUGAAGAAGUUACCGGAUAUUAGCAUCUGAUUUUACAGUUGCACAAAACAGUAAUUAAUUUAAGACUCGAAGACUCAUAUUGCAAGAGCCUUGAGAUGGCAUUGCCGAGAUUGGUUUGAUUCUUAUUGGAUUAUUAAACUCUAUUUAACUAA
Molecule: messenger RNA, 2383 nt
Organism: Arabidopsis arenosa
Lineage: Eukaryota; Viridiplantae; Streptophyta; Magnoliopsida; Brassicales; Brassicaceae
Source: the annotation of a GenBank genome assembly